Messenger RNA from Gamsiella multidivaricata, 5349 nucleotides. RefSeq lists its product as uncharacterized. The record is from RefSeq and is a predicted model, not a curated record. Gene Ontology annotation, cellular component: cytosol. NCBI's taxonomy places the organism in Eukaryota, Fungi, Mortierellomycota, Mortierellomycetes, Mortierellales, Mortierellaceae. The coding region runs from base 82 to 5220 and encodes 1712 amino acids. The transcript is spliced from 10 exons.
UGCUGUUGAUUCCACAGUUCAUUCAUCUUCACUUUCCUCAUUUCCUUUGCGAUUCCACACUUUUAUAUGCUCGUUUGAAAAAUGGCGGCUCUCAACUCCUCGUACAACCAUGACCACCAAUUGACUUCGCCACCGCCACCUACCACUUGUUCAAUUGGGACCUCACACACUGCAUUACCAGGCGCCUUCAACGCGACUAGUCCCCCCGAUCCCGCUCAGCAUUACCACAUCGACCGCGAUACACCGCGCCGAAUGCAUCCUCAUCGUGAGCAAUUCCAGGGACCACGAACUCCUGCAGAUACCCCUUGGCGCCCUCAACAGACAAUUCCAGGCAUGGAGAGACCCAAGAUCGACGUUCUAGAGCUGGCCGGCAAGCAAAUGUUGCCGCUCGAGCCCCGCUCGAUUCUGGAGCUGACCUUGGACAGUGCCACAUCAAUACCCAUGACUGAAUUUCCAAGUAUUGUGGAAAUUCUGCGGUUCAGAGGCAUGGUCGAUCCGGACGCGACCGCUUUCUCGGCUGUCGAUAGUAAGGGGCAUGAGACUGGAUCCUGGACAUGGGAAACGAUCUACGGUCGAGCGGAGAAGAUUAGUCAGGCGAUUGUAAAAAACGCACACUUACGCCUGGGCGCACGCGUCGGGCUCGUGUUUCGGAAAGCAGAAGUCUUGGACUUUUUGGCGGCAUUUUACGGUGUCAUGAUAGCGGGGAUGACCGCAGUGCCGAUCAACAUGAUCGAGGAAUUUCAAGAGAUGAUUUAUAUCCUCGAUCAUACAAACAUGGAGCUCGCACUCACGACAGAAUACAACUACAUGGAGCUGACCAAAGACCAGAAUAUGCACAAAGGUAUGGAUUGGUUGGAGAAAGUCGUUUGGUGGAAGGCAGAUACCUUGGGGAGCAAUUGGAGGCCGAGGAAUAGAGAAAGGCAGGCUUUGGGGUCGCUGAUGGAUCAGUGGAAACCGAUGGGGUUGGCACUUCCUGAUUUGGCGUAUAUCGAGUUCACAAAGGCACCAAAUGGGGAACUCAAGGGCGUUGCUGUUAGUCACAGGACGGUUCUCUCGCAGUGCCAGGUGCUCAACCAUGCACUGGACUCUAGUCCGAAGAGGAAAAGAAAGUCGCAUGCAGCAGCAACCACAGAACCAUCGUCAAUACCAUCCUCGACAGCAACAAUAGGCGCUAAUAAUGCGUACCAGCAAGGAGAGUCGACAUCAUUCCCGGCAAGGCUGACCGAGCAGUCUGAAACCACAUCCUCCGGGACAGUAAUCUCCGACAAUACAACCGUGUCCGAGUGCAAGGGAACUGACGUUGUUAUGAGCUGGCUGGAACCUCGGCAACAAGUGGGGCUUGUACUAGGAGGACUGCUCGGCGUUUAUAGCGGAAGUCAUACAGUGUUUGUGCGCAGCGGCAUCACAGAGACACUAGGGCUGUGGGAGACAUGCGCACAUCGAUACCAAGUAACUAUGGCUGUGGGGGACUAUGAGGGCGUUCGGGAGAUGAUGCAUGGUUGCAAAGCGCAGGACGUUCGACCAUGCCAGCUUUCUUCUCUGGAGACCUUCUUGAUCGACACGAUUAUGGUCCAGCCAUUGGUGAAUCGACAGUUUACAAAGAAUUUCUUGAAGCCGUUGGGUGUUCCUUCACCCGAAACAGCUGUCGUCCCUAUUGCUAGUUUACCGGAGCACGGAGGGAUGAUCCUGAGUAUGAGAGACUCCCUGAUGUUCCCCCAAGGUGUCGACCAAAUCGAUUUUGGGUUCCAAUACGGCGUGCCUCUGCAUAUGGAGCCGGGCAAGGGUGGAUCCGAGCCACAACCACGCGCGUGUUCGACGGACGCGGACGCGAUCUGUUAUUACUUGCUUGACCGAGAAGCGCUGAAAUGCAAUAUCAUUAAGGUCGUCGAUACUGGCGAGGAGGCAAUCAAAGGAGCAACAAAGCGCGGUGUUGUUUUAGUCGGAGCGUUUGGGUAUACUAUACCGCGAGCAACCCUCGCCAUUGUGGACCCGGACACCACAGCGUUGUGUCAACCCAGCAGAGUUGGUGAGAUCUGGAUCGACUCUCCGUCAAUAGCAUUUGGAUUCUGGAACCUGCCCCAGCACUCCCAACAACUCUUUCAUGCACUGCCGUUGAUCAUACCUGUUGAUACCAUGACCCCAGAGAUCUAUGACCCAGUGCCAGCAGGAUUUCUUAGAACAGGACUCCUCGGUGGCCUGAUCGAGGGUCGCGUUGUCGUUUUUGGACUUUACGAAGAUAGGAUCCAACAAGAAGUUCUCCAAGGCCCAGAAUCGGCGGAGGAGCGCAAAGUUGUUUACUAUAAAUACCACUACACGACAGAUCUUGCCAACACUGUCAUGGAGCGCAUCAUCGGAUUCACUGCUUGCGUGACAUUUGAGACAUAUAUAAACGACGAGCGCCUGCCUGUGAUCUGUGCCGAGACACCACGCCUCCAACGCGACGAUCUAGCUAAGCUCGCCGAUUUCGUUAAGCAAGCCAUGAAGGGUUACCACGGCUUGCGUCCAUACUGCAUCGCCAUUGCACCACCAGGGGCCCUACCUCGUGCCUACAAGAAUGGCAGGCGUGUCAUCCAUCCGGUCCUCUGUCAAAAAAUGCUGGAAUCAGGUUGGUUGGUGCUAUCCCAUCUCUGGACUUCAGUUGAGGACACGGUAUUCAGCAUGGCGGUGGGGGACGACAUCAUGGGUGGUAUCUGGGGUCUGGACGCGCUGACUGCUCGUGAAGUAGAAUUGCCGGCGCAUACGCGUACGGUCCAGUUCUCUAGCUGCGAUCGUCCUCUGGAAGUUCUCGAUGAUCAGUUCAAAAUCAACCUAAUGCAGUUCUCGAGCCUUGUGGAAUUGCUCGUCUGGCGCUCGAUCGUGAAUCCAGAGGAGGCUGCUUUUUUGGAACAGAAUCAGCAAGGCAAGGAUGCCAAGGCGAUCACAUUCAGGAAGUUCGGCAUGAAGGUCGUCAGCAUUGCCAGCUAUAUCGAAAAGCGAGGAGGAUUCAAGCCGGGAGACAAAGUUGUGCUGUUGUUCCCGAAUGGGGUGGAGUUUGCGGCGACCAUAUAUGCCACCUGGUUAUUGGGACUCGUUCCUGUCCCUGUCUCAGUUCCAGAGAUGUCAAGGCUGCCUGAGGAUAUUGUUCUGUUGAUGGGACUCCUGACAGAGCUUAGGGUACCGCACUUGAUUGGAAACUCCGUUACAGAGGAGGUGAUGAAGCAAAAGACGACUAUGAUCCAUAUCAAGGCCUGUAUCGGCGCCCGCCAGGACGCGAUUGUACCCACGGUUUUCAAUGUUUCCAAGGCGCCCAAGGUCAACAAAGUCCUUGGCAAGGAAUCAGGAUACACUUCACCACCAAGAACGUCGUUGGUCAAGACCGCGCCAGCUGUUGUGUACGCGCACUACUCCUCGGAUAUGAAAAGAACUCUGGUUAAGAUUAGCCAUGCAUCCCUCCUGGCACAGUGUUGCGCGCAAAAGGUCCAGUGUCGGCUCACGAGUGAGAGAACGAUCGUAUCGUGCUGGAAGGACUUCGUGGGGAUCGGGUUAUUGCAGGCGUGCGUGCUGGGUGUAUAUGUAGGCGCGCCCACGCUGUUGAUCCAGUAUGCAGAUUUCUUGGCGACGCCUCAGAUCUACCUGGAGACGAUUGCGAAAUAUGAAGCCAAGGAUGCUUUACUCGAUUACGCGAUGGUCGAGCGGGCCUUCGCAGCGCUCGACCGACAGAGAUCACCGCCCACCCUCAAGCUAUGCUCUGUUCGCAAUUUUCUUAUCAGUAUGGAAGGGAGACCUCGCACAGAGGCUCAGCAAGCACUCGAGCGACGGUUAUGUGGUACAUCGCCACACGACCCAGCAGGUUUCCAUAUAGCCAGAACGCAUAUUAGCGGAAUGUUUGGACAUAUGUCGAACCCAAUGGUGACGACAAGGUCCUACAUGAAUAUUGAGCCUGUGCGGCUGCACUUGUCGCUGAAGAGUCUUCGUCGAGGCGUUGUUGAGGUCACGACAGAAAAAGACGAUCCAAUGGGGAUCUGGGUGGAGGACAGCGGCACUCCUGUAUGCGGAACGACCGUGGCGAUCGUGAACCCAGAAACUCGGGAACUUUGUCUAUCAGGCGAGAUUGGUGAAAUUUGGGUUUCAUCCGAGGCGAACGUGCAAGCCUAUAUCACCUCGCCCUUGGUCAUCGAGGCCGACUCGGCCUCUUCCUCUGCUAUACUGAGCAUUAAUGCGAGCCAGUUCAAUGCUGCGAUCGCACAUGGAGUUUCUGCGAACAGCGGCCUCAGCAGUCUUGGCUACGGCCUUACUCAGGAUGGCAGGAUGGGACCUGGGAUGGGCUUCGUUCGCACGGGCGAGAUUGGAUUCUUGCACAACUAUGCGCACGAGAACUUUAAUGGGGGCUGCGCGACUACGCUUCUGUUUGUACUGGGAGCGAUCGGAGAGACGUUCGAGAUCAAUGGGCUGAUACAUUUCCCGAUAGAUGUCGAGACGACGAUCGAGAAGGCGCAUCCUAUUAUUAUGCCCAGUGGAUGUAUCGUGUUCCAAGUAGAUCAAGCUGUGGUCUGCGUGAUAGAAGUGCGACAAACGGACGCCUCGAUUAUCAAUCUGGUAUUCACUGUCAUGAACCAGGUCCUGAAGAAGCACCAAUUCAUGCCGGACGCAAUUGCCAUCGUUAAGGAAGGGGUUCUCGCAAAGAACCGAUACGGCGAGAAGCAGCGUGGCAAGAUGCUGUCCCACUUCAUGGGCGCGAAAAUGCCCCUGCUUUACAUUCACUACCCUCAUGGAUCACAGCCGCGGUCUAUACCAGAACAGAUACAGCCGCUUCCUGCGGGACCUAAUGGCAUCGUCGUAACGUAUUCGGCUACUAGUAGUCCUACCGAGUCAUUCGCCUCCCACACAACGUCCGCGUCCUUGACCCCAUCGUCCCCGCAAGGUAAUUGCAAAAAGAAGCCAGGAUCUUUGCGCUCGAAUCAUUCUGUGAUCUCGGUGACUGGGUCCAUGCGGUCUGUUCGCUCAGUCGGCUCCUUUAUUGGAUCCAUAUUCAAAUCCUCAAAGAAGGAUAAGGUCGGAAGCGACCAGAAGGUUCCAGGGACGGGUCGUGCUGUGAAAGUAUCGGGCGUGAAGGAGGCCCAGGACUCUAUACCCGAGUCUGGGUUGGAGUCCUUGUCUGCGUCCCCAACGGGUUCGCAGUCCAUGUUAGGCCCGUCAAAUGGGCCCGCUUCAAAGGCGCCGGCCACCAUCUAUACCCGGUGAAACAAGAGUGCGAGAAGAGAUUCGCUUUCGAGUUGAUGAGAGAUGAGAAAUUGAUCAGCGUGAGAGGGAAAAAAAGAGACGUUCAGGUUGUUCCAAAACUACGUACGAUACUUCAGAUUCGUAAUUCAA